This is a messenger RNA of Brassica rapa (field mustard), 1580 nucleotides long. RefSeq names its product glycine-rich cell wall structural protein 1.0. NCBI's taxonomy places the organism in Eukaryota, Viridiplantae, Streptophyta, Magnoliopsida, Brassicales, Brassicaceae. Gene Ontology annotation, molecular function: RNA binding. The record is from RefSeq and is a predicted model, not a curated record.
GUUUGGUUUGAACCGAUUUAGAGUCAAAAGUUACAAACCGGAAAUCAAUUAGGGCAGUUCACUGGUUCAUGGGGUGUGUAGCGGAAGGGGAAGUUGUGCGGCUGUUGUUAUAUAUCAGAGAGAGGCGCCCUUGCUUCAAAAAAGAAGAAGACGAAACCGUUUCGAAUCGUUAUCCGAAUCUCAUAGGGUUUUUGGAGGAUCUAACCCGAACAGUCACACAAGAUGGACAUGUAUGAGCGAGUGGCGAAGCCCAAGGCUGAGACUCCGAUUGCUGAGAACGAGAUUCGUAUCACCAGUAUGGGUAGGGCACGUAACUGCAUCACCUAUGCGAUGGCUCUGUUUCAGGAGAAAGGAUCGGAUGAAGUUGUUUUCAAGGCAAUGGGAAGAGCUAUCAGCAAGACUGUCAACAUUGUUGAGCUUAUCAAGAGAAGGAUUCCUGGUCUUCACCAGAUCACAUCUAUUGGAUCUACGGACAUCACUGAUACCUGGGAACCUCUAGAGGAAGGCCUUCUUCCAAUCGAGACAACAAGGCAUGUGUCGUUGAUUACUAUAACACUCUCGAAGAAGGAACUCAGCACAUCCUCUGUUGGGUACCAGUGUCCGAUCCCGAUUGAGAUGGUGAAGCCAUUAGCUGAGAUUGAUCACGAAGGACGAGAGGGACCACCAAGAGGCAGAGCUAGAAGAGGCAGAGGCGGAGGAAGGGGAAGAGGUGGCAGAGGUGACGGGUAUGUGAAUGUUGAGUAUGAUGAAGGAGCUAUGGAGCCUGAGCAGUCACCUGGUAGAGGAAGAGGGGGCAGGAGAGGACGUGGUGGUCGUGGAAGAGGAGGUUAUGGUAAUCAACCUCACUACGAAGCUCAGCAAGAUGGAGGGGACUAUGGACACAAUGCUCCACAGUAUCGUGAGUAUGAUGAUGGAGGUAUGGAUCAUGAGCGUAGAGGAGGGCGCGUGAGAGGAGGAGGAGGAGGAGGACGACGUGGUGGCCGUGGAAGAGGAGGUAACAAUGGUCCUCCUCCUUACUACGAAGCUCAACAUGAUGGAGGAAACUAUGGUUACACUGCCCCUCCUCCAAGGGAUCAUGGGUAUGAUGAUGGAGGUAUGAACCCGGAGCGAUCAUCUGGUAGAGGAAGAGGGGGUGGGAGAAGAGGAGGACGUGGAAGGGGAGGUUACGGUUACGGUGGUGGUCAACCUUACUAUGAAAAUCAACAAGAUGGAGGAGACUAUGGAUACAACAACAAUGCUCCUCCUCGUGGACGUGGUGGCCGUGGAAGGGGAGGAGGUCGUGGAAGAGGAGGAGGACGUGGUGGAUACAACAGAUCGGAAGGACCACCGAACAAUGCAGCUGCUUAAGUGAGCAUGGUCGUUGAAUGGACUUAUUUUUCUUCAUUGUCUUUAUCUUAAGAAGAACAAGAUGUUGCCGUAGAAUAAUUUCCAUCUUUCAUUUUGUCUUUUAGGUGAUGUUAAAUGUUCAUUUAUUUUAUGAAUGUUGCCUUUGUGAUUUCUCAGGUUUGUUUUGUUCCUUCCAACAUUUCCCAGUUUUGUCUUUUAUUUUCUGAGUUAUUGAAAAUUUGCAAGUUUUGGUA